CUCGCGUCCCCGGUAAGUAGGCCGGCCCCGAGGCUCGGGGGAUGGAGACGCGUGCGGCCCCGGCGCCGACCUGCUGCCUCCGUCUUCGUCGCGGUCGAGUUGCUACAGAACUUAGUGGAGGCAGAAAAUAGGAGGAUGGCAGCAAACCCAUCAGGCCAAGGUUUUCAAAACAAAAAUAGAGUUGCAAUCUUGGCAGAAUUGGACAAAGAGAAAAGAAAAUUACUAAUGCAGAACCAAUCUUCAACAAAUCAUCCUGGAGCUAGCAUCGCGCUCUCGAGGCCCUCGCUGAAUAAGGACUUCCGUGACCACGCAGAGCAGCAGCACAUCGCGGCCCAGCAGAAGGCCGCACUGCAGCAUGCUCACGCACACUCAUCCGGAUACUUCAUAACUCAAGACUCCGCCUUUGGGAAUCUUAUUCUUCCUGUCUUACCUCGUCUGGACCCAGAAUGAAGAAAGUAAUUUGUAAUGAAAAUGACUUUGUAACAUCAGAUGCCAAAGCUACUAUCACUCAGUGCUAUCUGAACUGUGACUUUCAGAAUUUUGUUGGACUUCUCUGUUUUUUGCUUUGUUAAAAGAAAGGUAUGUGUCCGUGAAAGCCAAGAAGGGUGACAAGAUGCUCUCGGAGCUGUCUUAUUGAGGAGAUGAUGAUGUUACCUGUGACUAUAACUUCUUUGUAAUGCAGUUUGAUUUGUAACUCAAAAUUAGACUGCGAACACUCACCUCCCCAUUUCCAGGUCGUUGGACUGAAUAUAUCAUGUCUACAAUAGACUUUCAAGAAUCAUUUAUAGUACUUUAAAGAAACAAGGGUGCUUUUUAAAAAUGUGAACCUAUAGGCUUAAAAGUUACUUUUAAUAAGUCACAUUCAAAUUAGUUGUUUAUAGAUUUGAUAUCAGUGUACCUUUGAAGUCCGUAAUCGGCUUAUUAUUCUGAAAUACUCUUUAACUCAUAACUAGUUCCCCCUUUUCAUAAUCUUAAGAGAAAACCCCAGCUAAGGCUGGAUUACCAGUCUUAGACAUCUUUUAUAAAUCUGUGCCACUAAAUGAUGUGACUGAAUGCUAGUAACAAUGAUGAUAAGAAAUGUGGUGGCUUUUCACAUUUGUACAUGCACCUAUUUUGUGUUACUCCCUAAAUGGUGUGGCUGUCUGAGUCUGUGGUCUGUUUAAUGCUGAUUAAAUCUAUGUGCAAGCCGAGCCCCUUUUAAACUACUUCAAGGAGGAAGGGGUCUGGUUAAACAAGUUUCUCACCCCACACACCCUGAACAGCGCCUGGUGUCAGAGAUGCUCGUGUCAAUAAUGCAGUGGGAGAGCACGGGCCUCACCUUGGAGGGCCUGGUUCUGAUUCCCAGCGCUGUAAAAAGGAAAAAAACAAAAACAAAAAACCGGGCCCCACUACUUUAUACUCGUCCUACAGAAUUAGAAUCUCUAAUUCAAAAUAAAACCAUGGGUUAGAGAAUGUACUUUGAGUGAUGGAUACAUAUGCAUUCAUAGGCUUACAGAGGCAAGAUAGAGGUCAUUUGGCUAAAAUCCCAUUUUAAAAAAAUUCAUAGGAUUUAAAUAAUAUCUUAGGUGACGCCAGAGAUGCAGAAUUUAUAUAUGUAUAUAUAAAAGCAAGGGUUCAAACUGGCAGGCUACCAAAUGUACCCUGCCCUCACAGCAGAGUCUGGCAAACUCCCCGUGGUAUACCCAAUAUGCCAAAUACCAGUAACAAUGAUGGGUCUCAUUCUCCUAACCCUGAAAAAGCCUUGAACAUGGCACUUUAAAAAAAAAAAAAAUCUCAGGGCUAGGACAAAGAAGACGUUACUGGCACCUGCUCGAGGCACUCGAUG
Sorex fumeus (smoky shrew) is the source of this 1825-nucleotide messenger RNA. RefSeq names its product INTS3 and NABP interacting protein (gene INIP). The coding region runs from base 136 to 450 and encodes 104 amino acids. Gene Ontology annotation, biological process: DNA repair. The record is from RefSeq and is a predicted model, not a curated record. NCBI's taxonomy places the organism in Eukaryota, Metazoa, Chordata, Mammalia, Eulipotyphla, Soricidae. The transcript has 5 exons. Gene Ontology annotation, cellular component: nucleus; nucleoplasm; SOSS complex.